AAUGUGACAAGGUAACAAUAGUUGCUAGUUAUUAAGAAAGAUGGGGGACGAAUACCUAUCUGAUCCUGAGGAUGAGGUCGCACCAUCGAUGUGGCCUGAGAACAUAGGGGAUAAACACAAGAAGCAGUUCAAAAUGGAGAAACUUGGGAAUGACCAUGAUGCACUCAAGGAUGUUAAAUUUGAUCAGCAGCCUGUUCGUAUGGAUAUCCACCGACUUAUGGAAAUGGCAAAUUCUGAGAAAGGCACUUCUCAUAUGCAAUACUUUGUCAAGCACUGGGAAUAUAAGCGGGCCAAUACUGUUCGGCUUCUCAACGAACAGGUUGGCCUUCUCUCCCAACAGAGAAAAGAGAUUGAAGAAAAGAAGCUACAAAUCUUGGAGGAUCAGCGCUGUCAGGAUGAAAAUUAUUAUGCUGCGAUUCGGCAAGUACCAAUACUGGAUGAAGUCUACAAAGAUGAAUGGAAGCGGCCAAUCAAAAAGGGUGAUGACCUUUCCUGUAAUCAUGAGCUUAAAAUAGAUGCAGAAUACGACAGUAUUUUCUACUGGAAAGAGCGAGCAAUGCUGCUAGAAAAAGCACUUGAGGCAAGCCUGCAAAGGGAGCGUGCAUUGGAGGAAAAGUUAGAGCAAAGUAUAAAGAAUCUUCAGUCACAUACACCAGUGGAGGAAUUCUCUGGAAUGUUAAAACGAGCUGAUUACUUCUUGCACUUGGUUCUCGAAAGUGCUCCUAUUGUAAUUGCUCAUCAGGAUACUGACUUGCGGUACCGGUUCAUUUUUAACCACUUCCCAACACUUGCUGAUGAGGAUGUUAUUGGUAAAACCGACUACGAGAUAUUGGCAGGAGAGGGUAUAGAUGAGAUGAAUAAUGUCAAGAGAGAGGUUAUGGCCAAGGGUAUUCCGACUAAGAGAGAGUUUGUAUUUAAUACUCCAUUGUUUGGAGCAAAGACCUUUGUGACAUACAUUGAACCAGUAUUCAGUAAAUCUGGCGAGACAAUUGGUGUGAAUUAUGUUGCAAUGGACAUAACAGAUCAGGUCAAAAGAAGAGAGAAAAUGGCGGACAUAAGGGUGAGAGAAGCUAUCCAACAAGCUAAGGAAACAGAACUUAGCAGAUCUCUGCACAUAACUGAGGAAACAAUGCGAGCAAAACAAAUGCUAGCCACCAUGUCCCAUGAGAUCAGAUCUCCUCUUUCAGGGGUUCUUAGCAUUGCUGAAAUUCUUACAACUACCAAACUGGAUAAAGAGCAAUAUCAGCUGCUAGAAGUUAUGUUAUCUUCUGGAGAUCUUGUGUUGCAAUUGAUCAAUGACAUCCUUGAUCUUUCCAAAGUGGAGUCAGGUGCUAUGAAACUAGAGGCUACAACAUUUAGACCAAGGGAAGUUGUUAAACAUGUACUUCAAACUGCUGCUGCUUCUCUGAAGAAGGAAUUGACCCUUGAAGGGUGCAUAGGUGAUGAUGUUCCAUUGGAGGUCAUUGGUGAUGUGCUAAGGAUUAGGCAGAUUCUGACCAACUUGAUCAGCAAUGCAGUGAAGUUUACACAUGAUGGGAAGGUUGGGAUAAAUCUUCAUCUUGUAGAUAAGCAGCAAGCAGGAUGCGAAAUAGAAAACGGACAACUUCCUAUGAUAGCCCAUCCCGCAUGCCCAAAUAAUACUGCCACAGAAAAAUCUGCUGCCUCUCCAAGAAUCUGUGAUUCAGAUACUUCGUGUUGCUCCAGUCGUGGAGAUGCUUGUCAGAAUGGGAUUUCAUCAGAUGAAAAUUGUAGAGAGUAUAACGAGGGAGAAGUUGUUUGGCUUCGUUGCGAUGUAUAUGAUACUGGGAUCGGAAUACCAGAGAAGUCCUUGCCAUUUCUGUUCAAGAGAUAUAUGCAAGCCAGUACUGAUCAUGCUAGAAAAUAUGGCGGGACAGGGCUUGGCCUUUCGAUUUGCAAGCAAUUGGUGGAGUUGAUGGGUGGUAGUCUAACUGUGGUUAGCAACGAGGAUGAAGGAUCAACAUUUACAUUCAUGAUACCGUGCAAAAUUCCUGCAAAAGAGGAGCUCAGUGAUGAUCCUGAUGAUGCGCCCAAUUCUCGUAAUGAUUUGACUAUCAGUGAUAUAGAGGGUUCUUUCGUUUUCAAGCCAAAAGUACGACCUUCUCUUCUGUCUUCAGGAGUUCCACUAAUGAACAACACCAAGUUGUUUGGCAGUGAUAUUAUGUGCUAUGAUCCUACUAACAUAUUAGAGGAUCAUAAGCCACUCUCAAAUGGUGGUUUUGCGUCAACGAAAGAGAAUUCUGGAAAGUGUGCACCUGCUGCUAGCCAAUCAAUUGGUCCAAGUGUUAGGAGAAUUGAUGAAGACCAAGAUAAUGGUUCAAUGGUCUUUGAUCUGAAUAGUCAAGCUGAACGGAUUUCCAGUUCACGAGGCGACACAGCAUCAAUUUCAGGGGCUGACAUUCAGGAGGGAAGGAAAGCAUGUAAAGCUCUUGAUGAAAAAUCUCUUAACAAGAAAUCCAAGUGUUCUCCAAGUAGCACUAAGGCAAAGAUCCUCCUUGUCGAAGAUAACAAAGUCAAUAUAAUGGUGGCAAAAUCAAUGCUGGCGCCACUGGGUUACGGAAUAGACAUAGUAAAUAAUGGAAUUCAAGCAAUACAUGCAGUACAGCGGUGUCAAUAUGAUCUUAUCCUGAUGGAUGUUCACAUGCCAGAAAUGGAUGGCCUACAAGCCACUAGAUUGAUUCGUUCCUUUGAAAAUACUGGCUGUUGGGACGCUUCUGUAAAGGCUGAAGGUAAUCAGAUGCUAGCUAACUCAGCUAUUUCAUCUGAUUGUGCACAAGAAAAGAAAGGGAAGAGAGUUCCUAUUAUUGCGAUGACAGCAAAUUCAUUUUCAGAGAGUGCUGAUGAGUGCCUUGCUGCAGGCAUGGAUUCUUACAUAUCGAAGCCAAUGAACUUACAAAAAACAAAAGAGUGCCUGCAGCGGUAUUUGUUAUCUCAGUAACUAACCAAUUGUUGUAAAGUAGAAAGGUAACUUUAGCUUAGGACAGUUUUGUGAAGUCGCAUCAGUCUUUUCUUGUAAAUGGU
Molecule: messenger RNA, 3039 nt
Organism: Lolium rigidum
Lineage: Eukaryota; Viridiplantae; Streptophyta; Magnoliopsida; Poales; Poaceae
Product: probable histidine kinase 1
Exons: 12
Coding region: 41-2956 (971 amino acids)
Biological process (GO): phosphorelay signal transduction system; protein autophosphorylation
Molecular function (GO): phosphorelay sensor kinase activity; histidine phosphotransfer kinase activity
Source: RefSeq, a predicted model, not a curated record